Molecule: messenger RNA, 4009 nt
Organism: Nerophis lumbriciformis (worm pipefish)
Lineage: Eukaryota; Metazoa; Chordata; Actinopteri; Syngnathiformes; Syngnathidae
Biological process (GO): regulation of gene expression
Cellular component (GO): nucleus
Source: RefSeq, a predicted model, not a curated record
ACUCCGUCGUCAACAUUACGGUGUCCACAAAUGUAAGUUAUUUUCUUUCACCAGUGGCUUGUUUGACGAGCAAGUACAGCAGAUCCUCGCUUGGUUCGGGGACAAAUCAUAAUAAGACUAUUGAAGCCCUGCUUGUAAAUUAGCAGCGACAAGUUCAUGGUUAGUUGGCUGACUAUCAGUUGUUUUAUGGUCAAUAAUGGAAUAACAUGGAAUCAACCGACAACUCUGCUGCAAGGGUCCAUUUUUGAAAAUCAUUCCUGGUUGGCUUAUGUCUGAGGACUGGAGCAGUGAUGACUGCGGUGAAGUCACAAAUACGUAUGUGGAGAAUACCGAUGUGUGCAAAGCCAAAUGUUGGGAGUGUGGUAAACGCUACUGCAGUUUGUACAGCCUGAUCUCCCACUACACCAGCCACAACAUUGCGGCCACCUGCAACAUCUGCAAGGUGACGUUCCAGCGUCUGACGUCGCUUUCCUUACACCUGGAAAACGUGCACUCGCCGCCUCUGUGCAUGAAGUGCCGCCGCGGCUUCGGCAGCGUGUGGGAACUGAACAAGCACGCAGAGUCACUUUGUGCACGCCCAAAACGGCAGAGAACUUGCCUAGUCGAAAGCUCACAGAAGGAGAGAACAUUGAAAGUCGAAAGCUCACAGGAGGAGAGAACAUACGAAGACGAAAGCUCACAGGAGGGGAGGACAUACAAAGUUGAAAGCUUACAGGAGGCGAGAACAUACAAAGACGUAAGCUUACAGAAGAAAAGAACAUACGAAGACGAAAGCUCUCAGGAGGAGAGAACAUACAAAGUCAAAAGCUCACAGAAUCAAAGGACAAUCAAAGUUGAAAGCUCAGAGGAAAGAACAUUCAAAGUCAAAAGCUUACAGGAGCAAAAAACAUACGAAGACAAAAGCUCACAGGAGGAAAGGACAUACAAAGUUGAAAGCUCACUGGAGGUGAGAACUUUCAAAGGCGAACACUUACAGGAGGGAAGACCAUACGUACUUGAAAGCUCACAGGAGGAGAGAACACAAUUGGACGAAAACUCACAGGAGCAAAAAACAUAUAAGGUCGAAAGCUCACAGGAGCAGAUAACACACUUAGAAGAAAGCUCACAGGAGGAGAGAACAUACGAAGUCCAUAGCUCACAGGAGGAAAGGACGUACAAAGUUGAAAGCUCACUGGAGGUGAGAACUUUCAAAGUCGAACGCUUACAGGAGCAAAGAACAUACGAAGACGAAAGCUCACAGGAGCAGAUAACACAUUUAGACGAAAGCUCACAGGAGGAGAGAACGUACAAAGUGGAAAGCUCACAGGAGGAGAGGACGUACAAAGUGGAAAGCUCACAGGAGGAGAGGACGUACAAAGUGGAAAGCUCACAGGAGGAGAUAACACACUUAGUGGAAAGCUCACAGGAGGAGAUAACACACUUAGUGGAAAGCUCACAGGAGGAGAGAACACACUUGGACGAAAGCUCACAGGUGCAAAGAACAUACAUAGAAGAGUGGGACAUGCAGUCAUCAGAGAGGCCGGAGACAUCAGGACACAGCGUUGAGUACACUCUGGGAGACUGGGACCUGGGGAAGCCCAUUGAGUCCGAUGAAUUCAGCACAGAUGAGUCGACAAGCACUGCCUCCGAGAACGAGGACAAUUACGACGACGCAGCUUAUGCCAAAAGAGCAGAAAGUUAUCGCAAUGACUCAGAAUCUGACUCGAGUUCCACCGAUUCCUGCUAUGCCGCCGAGACUCCAGCUUCCAGCACACCCAAGGCCGACCCGCCGGGUAACGACGUCUCCAUGUGCAACGAGUGCGGCCGAGGACCCUUCAGGUCUUUGAAGCUGCACCGGCUGCACUGCAGUCGUGUCAAAGUCAAAUACAUGUGCUCCCGCUGCAAGGCGCUCUUCCCCAGCGAAGCGUCUCUCUCGGAACACUACAUCCCGCUGUGCUCCUGUGACGACUGCGGCCAGGUGUUCACCAACCGGGACUCCCGCCAUCAACAUCCGUGCUCCAACAGAGGCAGCUCGCGUCUGAUAUACUUUUGUUCCGAGUCCAUGCCCAAAGCAUGUUCCAUAUGCAAAUCUUUCUUUGUCAAUGAAAAGAGCUUGUUAAACCACGUCACCAGAGUGCACACGUCAGUUGUCAGCACCAAGUUGUGCAUCGUCACGGGGCGGACAAACAAAAAGCCGGACGUCUCCGCAGCGGCCGCGAGUGGUUCUGAGCCCCUUGCUCCAACGCUUCUGGCGUCGAGCAGCGACCCCGCGUGUCAGAUCCCUAAUUUGUUCAAGCAUGUGGUUAACGGCAAGCUUUCCACCUCCACGGUGCUGGUCAAGAAGACUUCUCUUGUCACUUCAGUACAAGGACUGGACAAGGGCUCCGUCCCUGGGAUUCUGGCCGUGUUCCAGAACCAAAGCCAGGCGGCGUCUUUGACCCAGCACAUGACUAAGGGAUGGCGCUCCAAGCCGUCCCACCCCUGCAGGCAAUGCGGCACCGUCCUGAGGCAGCCUUACCUCGCCAUCAGCCACCGCUACCUCCACCGGGGCCGCCGCCUGCACCGGUGUCAGUGCGGCCGGGCCUUUAAGCACCGGCUGCACCUCCUGCGACACUGCGUGCAGCACGCGGAGGCCAAGAGCUACAUCUGCGUCAACUGCGGCAACACCUUCGCGGGAGCCAGACACUUCGCGAAGCACAUGAGGGGCAAAACGCGGAAGAAACGUCGGGCAAAGUGCAAAAUGCCCUUCGAGUGCGGCUGCGGACAACUGUUUUAUCGGCCCUCCGCUUACAUCUGGCAUCAGCUUAAAAACAAUGUGAAAAGCAGACGUUUGACAAAAAGGGGGAAAUGACGAAAGCCAGUAAAAAAGUGUCAUACCAAAAGUCAUUUAAUUGUCACUGUGUUUUUAAUUCCAAGGACAACUUUUAAUAACGUGCAAAAGAUACAACAGUAAACAUAGUUCCUUCCAUAAGUCACUGUUUUUCCCUUCAGUAUUACAUAAAAAAAAAAAUCAAAGCUCCAGUUUAUCCUCUUGAGGUUUGUCCAGUUUUUUUUGUUUGUUUUUUACAAAGUGCUUGUUCUCCAAUGAGGUAUCACUGAUGUCGAUCUUUGAUUUUAUUAGGCUUAUGAGAAAGCUAAUAAUGGGUGACCAUGUUUAAGCCCUUCAUAUUCAGGUGCAUCUAAAAAAAAGUGAAUGUGGUGACUUUUCUUUUCAGGAGUUCACUUCAGAUUUGAGGCCAAUUAAAAGGCUAAUCUGAUGUUUACACCAAUAUUAAACUUUUUGACAAUUUUCCUGUUUCAUGAGUAAUUGAAUUUUAUAAGACAAAAUACUUAAAAUUAUUACAGUAAUCCCUCGUUUGUCGCUGUUAAAUGAUUCCGGACAUAGAUGAAUUCCCACUAAAUGGGAAUUGUUCAUUAUGAAUCAAAUAUGUUCCUAGCUAGAGCGUAAACAACAUAUUUACGCCUUUCUGAGUACAUUUUCAACAUUAUGAGAGCCCUUUAGACAUGAAAUAGCAUUAUUACAAUCACCUUUACACUCUUAAUGCAAUAUAAUUAUGCUGCUUGAGGCUGAGCCAAUCAGCAGCCACGAUACUGAACAGAUUGAUUUGAUUGGUUUGGUCUCAUCUAGUAGCCAAUACUGCUGUUGUAUUGAUAUUUUACUUCAUUUAGCCGUGCAUAAAAAUUUAGGACAAAAAAUGUAAAAUAUGCUAAAAAAAAAAAUAAGAAAAUGGAGGCGAUAAGGCAGAGGGACGACUGUAAAUAUAUUAUUGGAAUUCAAGGGUACUCUUUCUGAAUUGAACUACUGAAAAUAAACUUUUCAAAGAUAUUCAAAACAUUUUUAGAUGCACCUGUAUAUCACAAUUUUAUUAUAGAGUAUAUGAUAUUUUAUUUCCUUAGUUCUCCACUAGAUGAAGCAGUCAGGUCACUGAGAACCAGUCUUCAAUGCCCCCACACUAAAUGUAGACUACUUUUCCUGCAUCCCAUCGUUUUGGCCUUAUGUUUUGAGAUGGACCAUUUCACACAAUUUGAA